GCAAAACCUUCUCGCGAGCACAUCACAGCUGCACUGAGGGGGGCCCGGCAGCCCUGCACGGAUCGCGGGGAGCUCUAACCGAACCGAGUCAAGCCGAGCCGAACCGAGCUUCCCAACGCACACCGGAGCUUUUUCCCCCCCGCUCGCGAUGAGCUUGGUGCUCGGUCUGCGGCGCUGAACCCAAAGGGGGGCGACGCACCUGCCAGCCCCUGGAGCGGACUGCGCCCCUGCAGCGAGGCAACUUUUGCGCUCUUUCUUUCAUUUUUUUCUUUCUAUCCAUCCGAGGAAGGGGUGUGUGUGCAAAGUUGGCCCUCAUAUGAGCUCCUGUGGCGACGGUGGUCGGGGAGGGCGACGAAAGCAUUGAGAUUUUUUGCAUCCCUUGACAUUGUAAGCAGGCGACACGGCGGCUUGGGUUGAUUUGUUUCCCUUCCUUUGCUAUCCGAUGGAUAUUCACUGCAAGGCGGACCCCUUCGCGGCCAUGCACCGGCACGGGGGUGUGAACCAGCUCGGCGGGGUGUUCGUCAACGGAAGGCCCCUCCCGGACGUGGUGCGCCAGCGCAUCGUGGAGCUGGCCCACCAGGGGGUUCGACCGUGCGACAUCUCUCGGCAGCUGCGCGUCAGCCACGGCUGCGUCAGCAAGAUCCUCGGCAGGUACUACGAGACUGGUAGCAUCAAACCGGGCGUGAUCGGGGGCUCCAAGCCCAAAGUGGCCACGCCAAAGGUGGUGGACAAGAUAGCGGACUACAAGAGGCAGAACCCCACCAUGUUUGCAUGGGAGAUUCGUGACAGGCUGCUGGCUGAAGGCAUCUGCGACAACGACACCGUGCCCAGUGUCUCCUCCAUUAACCGGAUCAUCCGAACAAAAGUACAGCAGCCCUUCCAUCCGUCGCCCGAUGGGACGUCCCUGUCGACGCCAGGCCAUACCAUAGUGCCAAACACAGUGUCUCCGCCAGUAACCAGCGCCUCCAACGACCCUGCGGGGUCCUACUCCAUUAACGGCAUUCUGGGUAUUCCGCGAUCCAACGGUGAAAAGAGGAAAAGAGAUGAAGAUGGUUCAGAUGGUUCUGGUCCAAACAGUGAUUCUCAGGGUAGUGUGGAGAGUUUACGGAAACACCUGAGGGCCGACGCCUUCACCCAGCAGCAGCUGGAAGCCCUGGAUCGGGUCUUUGAACGCCCCUCGUACCCGGACGUCUUCCCUACAUCGGAGCACGUCAAACCGGAACAGGCUAAUGAGUACUCGCUGCCGAGCCUCAAUUCCAGCCUGGACGAAGUCAAGCCCAGUUUGUCGUCCAACGCCAACCCGGAGCUGGGCCCCAGCGUGUCGCAAAGCUACCCUGUAGGUCGAGACAUGGCCAACACGACAUUACCCGGGUACCCCCCUCACGUCCCCCCCACAGGCCAGGGCAGCUACCCGACUUCCACGCUGGCUGGAAUGGUUCCUGGGAGUGAGUUUUCGGGGAACCCCUACAGUCAUCCACAGUACACCACCUACAACGAAGCUUGGCGAUUCAGCAAUCCGGCGUUACUAAGUUCCCCUUAUUAUUAUAGUGCCGCGUCGAGAGGCUCCGUCGCGCCCGCUGCUGCCGCUGCCUAUGACCGCCACUAGUUACCAUGGAAACCAAAUCAACCUGCAGGACCGCCGCCUCAGCCUCCAUAUUUGAGCACAGUGAGGACAUCGAGAGCUCACGCGAUGAGGCCAUUUGGGGGGGGGUUGUCUUCAAGAUGUCUUCACCUCGAUGAACAGAAGAGGGUUGCGGAAAAUUGAGAGGGGGAAAAAAAAAACAGCCAUUGUGGAUCAAUACUGUACAUUCCUUUGCUUGGCAGCUCUCAGCAGGGACUGUAUGAGGCUUAAAAAUGUAGCAGCGGCCUUUUAUUUUCCUAAUUCUCCUAAAAUACACGCAGAAACGGGACCGCUACGAGACGAGCCGGCUGCAUUUUCAUCCAUCGUCCAGCAUGGCGGAAUGCCGUGAGAAGAUUAGGACUCUGUGAUACACAAUCAACAUGUUGAGGAAAAAGAAAAAAAAAAAAAAAAAAAGUGCAGUGCGUCGCUAUGAAGCAAGUGGAGCUUUUCUUAAUGAUAUUUUUUUUAAUUUUUGUUUUGUUUUCCAAUCAUUUAAAGGACUAAUCUGCUGUGUCAGGAUUUGAAAAGCAACAUUUGAGGUCCUUUUUCUUACUUUUGUUGUUGAUUUUGCACUAUGUUCAGAUGUUUGCAACACUGGAGCGUUGUUCUAUAUGCAGGAAUCCUUUAUGCAUACGUGCUUUCGGUUAGGCACUUAAAGCGACGCGUCUCGACAACAUGCACUACUGCUAGAUGGUUUAAAUGAAGUCUUUGGCAACAGCCAUCGCCCAUUGUCGAGUAUAAAAGAAUAAUAAUAAUAAAUUUGAAAUGAAUUAUUCAAACGUCAGUGCUGAUUGAUGGCCAUGGCGUCGAAAAACAAGUGAAUGCCUUAAAAAAAAUUCAAAAAAUAAUUAAAAAAAGCUUCAGCGUCAUCAUGUUUCAGCCAUCUUUCUUUUUUUUUUUUUGACUGAAUGUAGUUUACAUUUGCCAAAGACUUUUUUUGUUGUUUAUUUACAGGCCGCCUAUUGUUGAGAUUAGUGUUAUUAUUCUUGUUUUCGUGGUUAUUAUUAUUAAUAUUAUUAGGGACAAGCCACACGCUUCAUGAGGAAGUCGAGAUGUAUAAAUUCUAUGCAGUGCAGAUGGUCAUCAUAUGCAUAUGAAGCUGUUUAAGGUACAGUGGGUGGAGUUUAUUUAAUGUUCAUGUGUGUGUGUGUGUGUGUGUGUGUGUGUGUGUGUGUGUGUGUGUGUGUGACAAAACACUUCAUGUAAAUACAUUAAGAACUGUCUUUCAUGUUCAUUGGUAUUAUUUCUUUCAUUCUGGUCACACUUGUAUAAUAAUAAUAAAAAAGUGUCUGAAAUCUUUUACCAAAA
Molecule: messenger RNA, 2929 nt
Organism: Syngnathus acus (greater pipefish)
Lineage: Eukaryota; Metazoa; Chordata; Actinopteri; Syngnathiformes; Syngnathidae
Gene: pax2b
Product: paired box 2b
Exons: 10
Coding region: 443-1606 (387 amino acids)
Biological process (GO): regulation of transcription by RNA polymerase II; anatomical structure development
Molecular function (GO): RNA polymerase II cis-regulatory region sequence-specific DNA binding; DNA-binding transcription factor activity, RNA polymerase II-specific
Source: RefSeq, a predicted model, not a curated record